Molecule: messenger RNA, 939 nt
Organism: Phacochoerus africanus (Common warthog)
Lineage: Eukaryota; Metazoa; Chordata; Mammalia; Artiodactyla; Suidae
Product: olfactory receptor 481-like
Biological process (GO): G protein-coupled receptor signaling pathway; sensory perception of smell
Cellular component (GO): membrane
Molecular function (GO): G protein-coupled receptor activity; olfactory receptor activity; odorant binding
Source: RefSeq, a predicted model, not a curated record
AUGGAGCCUGCAAACCACACAACCGUGACAGAGUUCAUCAUUCUGGGACUGACAGAUAAUCCCACCCUGUGUGCCAUCUUCUUUGUGGUGUUUCUAGGAGUUUAUAUCGUCACCGUCGUGGGAAAUAUCAGCAUAAUCGUCUUAAUCCGGAGCAGCCCGCAGCUCCACACCCCUAUGUACCUCUUCCUCAGCCACCUGGCCUUCGUGGACGUGGGCUACUCCACGUCCGUCACACCUGUCAUGCUGGUGAGCUUCCUAAGGGAGACCACCGCCAUCCCGGUCUCGGGCUGCAUAGCGCAGCUCGGCUCUGACGUCGCCUUUGGGACCGCGGAGUGCUUCCUGCUGGCCGUCAUGGCCUAUGACCGCUACGUGGCCAUCGGCUCGCCCCUGCUCUACCCCCCGCCCCUGGCCCCGGGGGUCUGCCUCCGCCUGCUGGGGGCCUCCUACCUGGGCGGAUGCAUGAACGCUUCAUCCUUCACGGGCUGUUUGCUGAGCCUGUCCUUCUGUGGGCCAAACAACAUCAACCAUUUUUUCUGCGACCUCUUCCCGCUCGUGCAGCUUUCGUGUGGCCACGCUUACGCCGCCGAAAUCUCUCCUGCCGUCUCCUCCGCCUCGGUGCUCGUCAGCACACUGGCUGCCAUCACUGCGUCCUACGCCUCCGUCCUCCGCUCCAUCCUGCGAAUGCGCUCCACCGAGGGGCGCAAGAAGGCCUUCUCCACCUGCACCUCCCACCUCACUGCCGUCACUUUGUUUUAUGGGACCGUUCUGUUUGUUUACGUGAUGCCCAAAUCGAGCUAUUCAGCGGAUCGGGUCAAAGUGGCCUCUGUAAUCUACACGGUGGUGGUGCCCAUGCUGAACCCCCUCAUCUACAGUCUGAGGAACACGGAGGUGAGAGAGGCCGUGCGAAGGCUGACGGCUGGAACACACUGCUGUCCCUGA